Messenger RNA from Pedinophyceae sp. YPF-701, 1374 nucleotides. Lineage: Eukaryota; Viridiplantae; Chlorophyta; Pedinophyceae. The record is from the annotation of a GenBank genome assembly.
AUGGGCGCGGGGCGCGAGGGGACUCCGCCGUGCAUCGUCAUCGACAGCGAGACCGAGUCGGACGUCCCGGUGGUGCGGGCGGGCAAGCAGCGCCCCGCACGGAGCCCCACAAGCUCCCCUCGGGCAGCAAAGAGGCGCCCGGCCCCCGCGGGCGAAGCGGCGAGGGACGACGACGAGUUCCUCUGUCCGCUCGGAUGCUCCCAAGUCAUCCGCUAUGAGGAGUGGGAGAGCCACAAGCUGGCCCACUCCCUGGACGCGUCGUCGCCGCUGACGCCGCCCGGCAAGGCGCAGCUUGCCUCGCAGCAAGGAGGCCGGCCUCUCACCGCCGUGGCUGCGGCCGCCAUCGCCCGCGCCGAGGCGGCGGGACCCACGGUGAACAACGCGGCCACAACCAACCCGUGGAGCAUCGCACGCGCAAGCGCAGCGAAACAGCCCAAGCCCUGCCCGGCAGCGCGUGCGACCCCGGAGCGGACCCUCAUCGAGCCCAGACGCGACGCCAUCCUCGCAGCCCAGCGCCCGGAGCCCACCGCGAUCUGCCUGCCUGACUCAGGCGUCAUACCCCUCCUCGAGCGCGCCCUGACCACGCAACGCAGUGGCGCCCCGGAGGCCUAUUUGUGCCGCUCCGCGCAGCACUUCGCCAGCGUCGCCGCGGACCGCGGCUGGGGCUGCGGCUACCGCAACAUCCAGAUGCUGACGUGGCAUCUGCAGCGCGCCGCUGCGCCCCUGCGCGCCGCGCUGUUUGCUGGCGACGGCGCAGUGCCGCGGAUCCCGUACCUCCAGGCGUGGCUCGAGAGCGCGUGGGACAGCGGGUACGAUCGGGAGGGCGCGGUGCAGCUCGGGGGCCGCGUGCAGGGCACUCGGAAGUGGAUAGGUACGACGGAGGCGGCGGCGAUGUUGCGUCAGUUCGGGGUAAAGGCGGAGGUGUUCGAUUUCUGGGGCCGCCAGGACGAGGAGGAGGACGAGGGCGUCGCGGACGUGGCGCACCGGCACGGGGCGCUGGUGCGGUGGGUGUGGCGGCACUUUGCGGGCCGCGGGGUUGGGGAGGGGGGGGGUGGUGGCGUCAGGGUGGUGGACCGCCCGCCGCUGUACUUCCAGCACCAGGGCCACUCGCGCACGAUCGUCGGCGUGGAGCGGCCCGGCGGGAAGACGGCCGACGACAUCAACCUGCUCGUUCUGGACCCCCAGUGCCACCCCAGCACUCUGUGCGAGGCCCUCCGCCGCGGGACGGGCUGGCAGCGGCUCAUCAAGCGGUCGGGCGCGACGCUGCGCAGCAAGGAGUACCAGCUCAUGACCGUCCGGGACUUCGACGUGGUCCCGGAGGGUCCCGCAAGGCAGCAGUGGAGGCGCAUGGUGGCAGCUGAGGUGCACCGGUGA